UAAAGGGCGCCCGUGCCGCCGGGUCUGGGAGCCGGCAGAGGCUGCCCCGAGCAGAGCAGCGGGAAGCAAGGCAGCAGCAGGAGGAAGAGGAGGAGGAGGAGGAGGAUGCCGGCGCUCAGCGCGUUGCCUUUCCUGAAGCCCGUUCACCUGAGGUCGCCCCGCAGGUCGCCCGGGGGCCAGCGCCGGCACACGCUGCCAGCCAGCGAGUUCCGCUGCCUCAGCCCCGAGGACGCCGUGAGCGUGUUCGAGAUCGAGCGGGAAGCCUUUAUAUCCGUCUCUGGGGACUGUCCCCUCCACCUGGAUGAGAUCCGCCACUUUCUGAACCUGUGCCCAGAGCUGUCCCUCGGCUGGUUUGAGGAAGGGCGGCUCGUGGCAUUCAUCAUUGGCUCCCUCUGGGAUCAGGAGAGGCUCAGCCAGGCAGCGCUGACCCUGCACAGGGCGCAGGGCACGGCCGUGCACAUCCACGUGCUGGCCGUGCACCGCACCUUCCGGCAGCAGGGCAAGGGCUCCAUCCUGAUGUGGCGGUACCUGCAGUACCUGCGGUGCCUGCCCUUCGCCCGCCGGGCCCUGCUCAUGUGCGAAGAUUUCCUCGUGCCCUUCUACCAGAAGUGCGGGUUCGAGGCGCUGGGUCCCUGCGAGGUGACGGUGGGGGACCUGGCCUUCAUCGAGAUGCAGCAUUCGGUGCGGGGACACGCCUUCGUGCGCAGGAACAGCGGCUGCUGAGCCCCCUCCGCUCCGUCCCGGCUUGGGAGAGAGGCUGGGGUGGGAUAAGAGGCUGCAAUCCCUCUCCAUCCCCACCACAUCCAUCUUCCCCGGCUGGCCCUGGCUACAGCUACUCCCUCUGCCGCAUCUGCC
Pseudopipra pipra is the source of this 855-nucleotide messenger RNA. It is a transcript of the gene AANAT, whose product is annotated as aralkylamine N-acetyltransferase. Gene Ontology annotation, molecular function: aralkylamine N-acetyltransferase activity. Gene Ontology annotation, biological process: response to light stimulus; melatonin biosynthetic process; circadian rhythm. The transcript is spliced from 3 exons. The record is from RefSeq and is a predicted model, not a curated record. Gene Ontology annotation, cellular component: cytoplasm. The coding region runs from base 106 to 723 and encodes 205 amino acids. NCBI's taxonomy places the organism in Eukaryota, Metazoa, Chordata, Aves, Passeriformes, Pipridae.